CUUCCUGCUGGAGCUGCUCCUGCGGAGAAUAAAAAUACACUCCUAGCAAGCCAGCUACACGAGUUGUUAAAAAGUUAUGUCUGGCUGUCAAGUGGAUAGAGAUAGACUGGUUUUAAACAUGGACGUUACUCCUCGCUUUUCCGUACAUUAAUAACAGAAACCACCCCCAUGUCCAGAGAGCCGGCACUGGUGACAAGUCAACUGCGAAUGUAAGUUACUAGCUGUCACUAGCUAGUAAUGUCUCUAACGUUACCAUCGGCCGAUAUACUUGAAACACCUCCUGGAUAUCCGUUUGAAGAAAUCAACUAUGAGGAUAUUGAAGUUGAGGAGGUGGUGGGAAGAGGAGCUUUCGGGGUUGUGUGCAAAGCCAAAUGGAAAGGCAAAGAUGUGGCCAUCAAGACCAUCGAGAGUGAAUCAGAGAGGAAAGCCUUUAUUGUUGAGCUCCGGCAGCUUUCACGUGUGAAUCAUCCCAACAUUGUGAAGUUGUAUGGCUCAUGCAAUAAUCCAGUCUGCCUGGUGAUGGAAUAUGCUGAAGGCGGCUCAUUGUACAAUGUGCUGCAUGGUGCUGAACCCCUCCCCUAUUACACUGCUUCCCAUGCCAUGAGCUGGUGUUUUCAGUGUUCCCAGGGCGUGGCCUACCUCCACGGCAUGAAACCAAAGGCUCUCAUUCACAGGGACCUCAAGCCACCCAAUCUGCUUCUGGUGGCAGGUGGCACUGUGCUGAAGAUUUGUGACUUUGGAACUGCAUGCGACAUUCAGACCCACAUGACCAACAACAAAGGAAGUGCAGCGUGGAUGGCCCCAGAGGUAUUCGAAGGCAACAAUUACAGCGAGAAGUGUGACGUGUUCAGCUGGGGGAUCAUCCUCUGGGAAGUGAUCACUCGCAGGAAGCCCUUCGAUGAAAUUGGAGGACCAGCUUUCCGCAUUAUGUGGGCCGUGCACAAUGGCACAAGACCUCCUUUAAUCAAAAACUUGCCCAAGCCCAUUGAGAGCCUGAUGACUCGCUGCUGGUCUAAAGACCCCUCCCAGCGGCCUUCCAUGGAGGAGAUAGUGAAGAUCAUGACUCAUCUAAUGAAGUACUUCCCUGGAUAUGAUGAACCGCUGCAGUAUCCAUACCAGUAUUCAGAUGACGGACAGAGCAACUCUGCUACCAGUACAGGAUCAUAUGCGGACUACACUGGCACCAGCAACAAAAGUGACGCAAACAUGGAGCACAGUGAUUCUCAAGGCAGUAACGACACUAUCAAGAUCACGCCUCAGUUCGCACCUUACUUCAAGCCAAAGGCCGACCCGUUGAGGUCUCUGCCUCUGUCGAGGGGGGGCAGCGUGGAGAGUCUGCCUGCACGGACACAGUGCCUGCCAUCAUCAGACAGCAAGAGAAUGAGCGCUGACCUGUCGGAGCUGGAGCCCAAGCUGCCAUUUGCACCUGCAGCACGUCCGCCGUAUAAACGAGGCCAUCGUAAAACGGCAUCAUACGGCACCAUUCUGGAUGUCCCCAAGAUCGUCGUCACAGCCACAUGCGAGCCUCAGAGACGCCGGUCAGUGCAGGACCUGCCCGGCAUCUGCUCAGAGUCCAGCCAGGGGAGCAGGAACAGCAGCCGCUCCUCCAGUCCCAGUGUGAGGAUGAUGCCCCCUGAUAAGCCCAGCAGCAGAGGGUACUUCUCCCCUGAUGACCCUACAGACACCAAUGGCUCAGACAACUCCAUCCCCAUGGCCUAUCUGACCCUGGAUCACCAGCUGCAGCCUCUUGCUCCCUGUCCCAACUCCAAAGAGUCCAUGGCUGUGUUUGAGCAGCACUGCAAGAUGGCGCAGGAAUACCUGAAGGUGCAGACGGAGAUCGCCCUGCUCAUCCAGAGGAAGAAGGAGCUCAUCGCUGAACUGGACCAAGACGAGAAGGACCAGCAGAACACGUCCCGUCUGGUGCAGGAGCACAAGAAGCUGCUGGAGGAGAACAAGAGUCUGUCCACGUACUUCCAGAAGUGCAAAAAACAGCUGGAUCUGAUCCGGGUGCAGCAACAGAAGAGACAGGGCACGUCGUGAUGAGACGGGAGACAAAUGAACUGCUACCCCCCUCCCGUCUCUGCCCCCUCCUCACUCCGGCACUAUAACACUACCCACUCUCACACACACACUGCUCUGUCCAAGACCUCUCCUGUGUCCUGCAUGUUGUAGACCCUCGCUCUGGUUUGGACAUUUGCACAUGACGUCCCUCUGAACAUUUGCACAUCCUAACUUCUGUGAGCGCAGACCAAACAAUCAUUGCCCCCCCCUUGCCCCUCCUCCAGCAGCUGUGUGUCCUCUGAUGGCAGGGUGUGUGGCUACAUGUUUGCUCCUGACAGCCCCUCCGUCCUCCACAAUGUGAAAAACCAGACGAAGGCUUGUCAGUGAGUAAUGUGCAGGAUCACUGAUAUGCAAACCCCCCCCAACCCCCCACCCCUUAAAUCAACAUAUUUAUCUCCAACUUUUUUUAAUAGUGAGCAUGAGCCCUUCACACACCACCUCAGCUGUGUCCUUCAAGUUGUGAUGUCUUCAGGUCAGAGAGGGACAAACUUCCUGUCCCUGAGAAAGGAACGCUGGGUGUGAACCUGACCUGCUCCUCAUGCUUUCCAAACUACACCCUCUUCUGGAUCCUCUUCCUCUUUCGACUUCAGUAUUGUUUUUGCGUGUAGAUGUUUUUGUCUUUUCUAUCCAGUAGUACACAUUGUAUGAUCAUUUUCGCGCUAGGAAACAUUUUAUCUGCUGGGGAAUGCCCUUGCGGACAAAUAGAGGAGCGUGUUCCUCCGUACAGUAUCUAGUUUGUUUUUAGUUCACAUGUUGCCUUAGAAGUUGCCUGCAUUUUAAGUGCUUGUUUUACGUGACAUGUAGUUGGGGUAAAAGAUUUAAAAAGAGGAUAUUUUUUAAUGUAAUGGACUUUGAAUGAAGUUCUUGGAGGGAGGGAGAAAUGUCUAUGAUGUCUCCCACCAUCCAAAACAUGUACUCUAAAAGAAUGUGUUUUCUUGCUCUCAUAUCCCACCGAUACUUUUGCACAAUCAAUUUAGUUUUGUCUGGUCACAUUUUAUUUUUGAUUUAAACUUAAUUUUUAAUAGCAAGACUUGACGAGUCUUACUUUUAGAUGUGUUUCUAUGCAGGAGUAAUCUUCAUGGGUUCUCCUCUUCAGGUUUCUGAUCAUGGAUUUACCACAGUAUACGGCAGUGAUGAUGAAGGCAUUAUGAAAUAAACUGAACGGUGAAAAGA
Molecule: messenger RNA, 3234 nt
Organism: Eleginops maclovinus (Patagonian blennie)
Lineage: Eukaryota; Metazoa; Chordata; Actinopteri; Perciformes; Eleginopidae
Gene: map3k7
Product: mitogen-activated protein kinase kinase kinase 7
Exons: 18
Coding region: 238-2040 (600 amino acids)
Biological process (GO): positive regulation of canonical NF-kappaB signal transduction; immune response; protein phosphorylation
Molecular function (GO): MAP kinase kinase kinase activity; ATP binding; magnesium ion binding
Source: RefSeq, a predicted model, not a curated record